This is a messenger RNA of Rubroshorea leprosula, 467 nucleotides long. The record is from the annotation of a GenBank genome assembly. NCBI's taxonomy places the organism in Eukaryota, Viridiplantae, Streptophyta, Magnoliopsida, Malvales, Dipterocarpaceae.
AUCAAAUUCAAUUAAUUUCGUUCCUUGUUUUUUUCAUUUUCACAUCACUGGAGCAUGCUGACCUGUGAUCCACACUAAAAACAAUGGCAAACUCUCUCUAUAUAUAGCUCGAUACCACCUCUGUUUCUUUGCUCAUCACAUAUCUGAUAUUUUUCCUCAUAAAAUGGCUAUGUUUGUUUGCUUCGUCUUCUUCUUUCUCGUUUCCUCUGCCACUGCUUGUGAUCGUUGUGUGCACCAAUCAAAGGCUGCUUAUUUUUCCCAAGCCUCUGCUCUUUCAUCUGGGGCUUGUGGGUAUGGUUCAUUAGCUAUAGGCUUCAAUGGUGGACACCUGGCAGCUGGGGUUCCAUCCCUUUUCAAAGAUGGAGCUGGUUGUGGUGCAUGCUUUCAGGUUUCUAUAAUACCAUCUUAAUUUUCUUCUCUUUUGAUAUAUUUGAUCCUGGGAUACAUAAUAAUGUCCUACCAUUGAA